UUCACAAUCAGCACAAUUAAUGAAUGACUGUUGUGCGCAUGCGCGUUGCAGAUCAUUGUACCCCCUGCGCGCAGCUCGAGGCGCAUCAUUGACAGGUUACACGCGUGCACUUCUCGUACUGUGCCCUGAACACCUGUAAGAUGUGCAUGGAAACCACAGCCUGGUGGAAACCACGAGGUGCCAUUAAGCCCCUUUAAAAAAUCUCAUCAUAAUGACUAAUUGGACAAACGUGUCCAUCUGCCCGCUCAGCAUCACUUUAUGCGCUGAGAACAUUAUGGACAGUAAUGCAACCUCCGAGGACGAGUACCCGGUGCAUCUUUUCCCGGUGCCCAUCCUGACCGGCAUCACGGUGACCUGCUCUUUUCUGUUCCUCGUCGGGAUUGCUGGCAACCUGUUGACCAUUUUAGUGGUCACUAAAUACAAAGACAUGCGAACCACCACGAAUCUGUACCUCUGCAGCAUGGCACUUUCAGACCUGCUGAUUUUCCUGUGCAUGCCGCUGGACUUGUACCGGGUUUGGCGCUACCGGCCGUGGAACUUUGGCGACGAGCUGUGCAAACUAUUUCAGUUCGUGAGCGAGAGCUGCACUUACUCCACCAUCCUCAACAUCACCGCCCUAAGCGUGGAGAGAUACUUCGCCAUCUGCUUCCCACUCAGGGCGAAAGUGAUCGUGACGAGGGGUCGAGUUAAAGGGGUGAUUUUACUCCUCUGGACUGUGGCUCUGUGCAGCGCGGGACCCAUCUUCAUUCUGGUCGGGGUCGAGCACGAGAACGGCACCAACGCGUGGGAAACCAAUGAAUGUAAAGCCACCGAAUACGCCAUCCGCUCCGGACUGCUUACUAUGAUGGUUUGGGUGUCCAGUGUGUUUUUCUUUCUCCCCGUCCUGUGUUUGACGGUGCUCUACAGCCUCAUAGGCAGAAGACUGUGGAGAAGGAAGGAAAACCCAGUUGGACCCAUUUCCAGUCGAGACAAGAGCAAUAAACAAACGGUCAAAAUGCUUGCUGUGGUGGUUUUGGCGUUUGUUCUUUGCUGGCUGCCAUUUCAUGUGGGUCGGUAUCUUGUCUCCAAGUCUUCAGAGGCGAAUUCUCCGGUCAUUUCCCAAAUCAGUGAAUAUUGCAACUUGGUGUCCUUCGUGCUGUUUUACCUGAGCGCCGCGAUCAAUCCAAUCCUCUACAACAUCAUGUCGAAGAAGUUCAGGAGCGCAGCCUGCAAACUGUUCCGAGUGAAGCGCGCUCCUGGACGCUCGCUCCAGAGUAUAGUGAACGCCGAGAGCGUGUCAGUAUGGAAUGAGUACAGCUGGAGCACGUGACACUGGAAAAUCACUUCAGAACACAGACUGAACGCACUCAAAACAGACAAUAACCCAGGGGUGCCCAAACUCGGUUCUGGAGUGCCGGUGUCCUCCAUAGCUUAUAGCUCCAACUUCGUUCAACACACCUGCCUGGAAAUUUCUAGCAUACCAGGAAAGAGCUAGUUAGCUAGAAAAUUAGCUAGUUCAUUUGCUUAAUUGGGGUUAGAACUAAAAUAUGCCGGAUACCUGCCCUCCAGGACCGAGUUUGGGCACCCCUGCUGAGUCACACAAUGUCAUACAUUGUAAGAUAUGUUAAUAACACUUAUACGUGAAUAUAAAAAUAUAUUUCAAAUAAAAGUAUCAUAUUUUUAUAUAUUUUUAUAGACUUUGCAUUAACUGACAGAUGACCCUUUAAAUUACAGUUCAUUUAAAUAGCACCUCUGCUGUUUUUUUAUGUGGAAAAACAUAUAUUAUUUUUCAUAUACUUAAGACUAAAGGUAGACUACAUUUGGAUUUUUACAGUCCUGGAUAUGCCAUUGGUCAUAACACGCCAGCAUUGAUGGAUUAUUAUUUUUUGAGCCAUGUUGAAAAAUAAUACUAAUUAAAAAUCAAAAACUUGCCAACACAUUGGUCAAAAAGAUCAUUGAGUAUAUUACAUUUUCUAGUGUAAGAUAUAGUGUAAGGAAAUGAGGGCAAUUUAUGCAGUUUACAUCAACACAGCCAAACUGAUUACAAAAUUUAUAGUGAGAAAAAUGUCCCAACGAGGUUGACAGUUGCCUAAAUCUCAUGGUUUGUGGACUUUUCUCUUUGUUUACACUUUUUAAUUGCAUUAUGGGACCAUAAUCUAAAUAAACAAUUUAACUGUACAUCUAAAAGAUACUUUUACUGACAAUUUUAGAAGCUUAAAACAAUACAAAUUAAAUAUUUAACAAUAAUAACAAUAAUACACAGAGACACUCUCUUUCUCUAAAAAGGCUGAUUUUAAACAAACAGAUGGAACUGACCAAAUUUAAACCACUUUUGUGUCGAAAAGCAGGUUUUAAAAUGUAAAAACACUUGUAAAAUAACACUGGCAGCUCAAUACCUUGUUUCUGAACUGUUUUACAUGAUUAUUCAAGACAAUAUAUGAUUUCAAACUACUAAAAAUACCAAUAAAAGGUUUGUUUUCACUAAAAGGCACCUUUUAGAAGUCAAAAGUCAUCAGAUAAUGAUCCAAUGAUGCAAUUCAAAAGCGUAAAUAAUCUAAAAACAACAGCGAAUCACUAUUUUUUUAUUUCGCCUGUAUAUAGCAGACAUGAAUUAAACGAAAUAUUAUUCUAACUUUGAUUUUGUUAUGGAUUCAUUUCAGAUGCAUACACCAAAUAUUAAAGUAUUUUCUGAGAACGUAUGCACAAGUAUUAAAUCAUCAGCGGACACCAGCAGUGAUGAUUCCCUCCAUGCAAACUGUAAAUACUGUAUACGCACACUACCCAAAAAUGCCUUAAACUGUGUGAAGUACUGGAUGACAGAGCACUGUAGAUGUAAGCACUCUAACAUUGUACCCUGUGAGGGAGAAAUACAAUGGUGCUGAAUGAUUCAAUCCCAUGCCAUUAACACCCAAGCUUCUGCUGUCAGUAUAUGUUGCAUAAAUGUGUUAUGGGGCAUAAAAAGUGCACUUAUUGCAUGUUUGUAAAAACUGCUUUGUGUUUUAUUUCAGCUAAUGACAUUCUGGUAAUUCAGAUGCAAACCAUUUUCUCAAGACGCCUGUAAAUCACAGAGGAUCUCGUUUUUGUUAGUGGAAAUCAUUCUGGAUUAUAUUUGAUAUAUUGUGUCGAUUUAAUGCACACUGUGAUGCAUUUGCUGCCAUGUGUUUUGUGUAACAUGCAUAAAGCGUAUGAUGUCAUGCAGUAUUACUUAAUUUUAAAAUUAAAAUGUUUUUUGUGUUA
This is a messenger RNA of Danio rerio (zebrafish), 3216 nucleotides long. The record is from RefSeq and is a predicted model, not a curated record. Lineage: Eukaryota; Metazoa; Chordata; Actinopteri; Cypriniformes; Danionidae.